Messenger RNA from Diachasmimorpha longicaudata, 2632 nucleotides. RefSeq lists its product as uncharacterized. Gene Ontology annotation, molecular function: receptor ligand activity. The coding region runs from base 1093 to 2169 and encodes 358 amino acids. The transcript is spliced from 7 exons. The record is from RefSeq and is a predicted model, not a curated record. Lineage: Eukaryota; Metazoa; Arthropoda; Insecta; Hymenoptera; Braconidae.
GGCCAGAGGGCGAAAAAACCGAAAGAUGUUCAAGAUUUCGAUGAGUCCUAUCAGGAGAUUUCUAAGGGACUCUAUUGUCUGCGCCAAUCGGGUCAGGGCAAACUACUGCCACCUUUGGAUCCUCUUUGUAUCGUUUACUGGGAAAAAAAAUUGUCCAACGUUCGUUUACCUGAGACAAGCAUUUAUUUUUGAAAAAUCGUAUUUCUCUGGUUGAGUCAUCUCUUGUCAGAUUAAGUUCCAAUCGUGGCAGUCGCGUUGUUCUAGAGGAUGACUCUGUUGCACCUGAAUGAACUCAUCCAGUGAUUAAUCAUGUUCCUUUGAUUUCACCUGGAAUUAUAAAAAUUAUCCUUAUAAUUGAAAUAUAAUAAAAAUUUCCUGGAAAUUCCUUUAAAAAAUCAUCGCAGGGAACCAAAAAUGGAGGGAAUAUCGAGUAGAGAUCUAGGGAUUUAUGAGCAAGUCCAAUAAAAACCCAAUGGAAUGCUCAGGGAAAUUGUCUGGGAUUUCUCGUGAACUGUCUGCAUUCGCGGUUUAAAAUCAAAAUGAAAUAUAUCGAUUGGCGAAUGGGGGAAGGAAUGAUCGAGCGAUGAUCUAGGGAUUUAUAAGCGAGACGCGUUGGCAGAGUGAAGCCCCCAAACACAACAAAGGCAUUUCUCACAUCCAAAGUUGCGGGUGUGUGGAGUGGACUGGAGGACAGGGCAUAUUGGCGGGGUAACCGUUCGGUCGGUGGGGCCGACCGGAGUUGUGCGAACGCUCUCUUCACGAGGUAAACUAAAGCGUAUAGGACAGUCCCCGGGGAUCAGCGAGAAACCGGCCACGACGGGUAAACAAAAGAGAUGGACCGCCUUGUGAGCGUCCCGACGACAACCUGAAAUAAGUGAGAAAACCGUUGGGACCUAGUCCUUUCUUCGUGACUCGAUAAUUCAUCGAUUUGUUGGGAGGAGCGAGAGGAAACAACUGAGAGGAAUAUUAAUUCAUUUCUCUUUUUGGAGAGUCAAGUGUGGAGGAUGGCUCGACGUGAUUUCCAGAGUGGAUAAUCCCGCCCGGAAGCGAUAAACUUUCGUCGAUAAGUGAUAAGAAUUUUUUGUUGAGAGCAUGGAGAAAAAAUUAAGGAGAGAGACGUCGAUUACAAUCGCCGAUACUGUGGAUACUAAAGCGGGAAAAGUGUUUGAGUACAAUGUAAACAUGAGCGUCUCCUUAUCGAACAGCAAGAGAUCAAAGAUUUUCCAAAGAACCCAGAGUUUAGUUAUUGUUUUAAUGACUGUUGCAUUUUUUUUACUGUUUUCACAACUCAGGAGGGAGAUGCGGGAUCUGGAGGCACAGAUGAAUUCAAUGAAUUCGAACCUGGUGAUUCUAAUGCUGCGAUGUGAGAGACUAAACAGGAUAAAUCGCAUGAACCACCGUAAGCUCCAGGCGAUCCUUGCAGAGGCGCCUGCCAAACCCAUCGUCGAGUCUAAUUAUAAUAACGACGAAUUAAAAAGGAGUGACGAGGAUCACUCCGCGGACGGUACAAACGAACGGCAUCUGGGAAGAUUUACAAGAUCGCUUGUCAUGUUUGACAAUGAUAAUGUUACCCAGGUUGCUACAGUCAGUGAUAAUCAGGGAGUUUGGAGUGAUGCACGUGAGGGUCGCGCUAAGAGGGAGGAGGUCAGAGGUAAACAACGAAGAAAGAUCAAACGGAGGCCUAAACGCAGUCGCAGGCGAUUGGGUCCCUUGGUGGCUACGUUUGUCGGUGCUGUGCCUGAGCAACACGUCACGGAUACAGGUAUGUACAUUGGUCCUUGGGUGAAACGCAACGAGACUCGAUAUGGUUUCAAUAAAUUCCAUCUGGUAGAGGACAAACGAUCCAUUGAAGUCACCGCCAAUGGACUGUACAUGAUCUCAGCUCAAAUUUACUACUACGGGGAAAAAACUCAUUACUCUUACUGGAUAUUACUGAGCUCCGAGGGUUCGUCCACGACGAGGAAAGUUAUAAAAUGUGCAACUGUGUCAGCUGUGUCUGCCACUGAAGCUUCCUGCCACACUAGUGUUAUUUUACCGCUGAGGCGAGGUGACAGGCUGCACAUACAGCAGCAAGAACGUAAUCGGCUAAUCAACCUCAGGGAGGGCCACAGCUAUGUCCAGGUGAUGCUUCUGUCCAACGAUCAGCAGAAGAGAAGAUUGACCACAUGAUACCAACUAGUCCUUUCAUCAUCAUAAGCAUUUCGUUAUUUUUCUUAUUCUAAAGAAUUUGCCUUCUAUAACUAGGGAAGUAUGAGCCGAGGGUUACCUGACCGAUUGGCAACGAUUUCAUAUUUUAGUGGAUAAAAAAUGAACGAGGUAUGGAGACCAAGUCAGUGGGAUUGAAAAUAACGCACAGAUGAAUGAUGAAAUAGAAAAGGGACAUUUCUAUUGAGCCUAGUGACGACAGGCGUCUACUUCACUGUUUGGAAAAUCACCAAGUACGGGUCACCUUACCUUAAGUUCAGUCGUUGUCGGCCAUUACGCAUGAGCUCUAUUGUGAUUACCUCGUUAUAAAUAGGAAGUUUAAGUCAUUGUUUCAUUGUAAACUUUCUACAUCUUAUGACAACUCAAGUAUUAAGACUGUCGCGAGCCCAAAAGGAUCAAACAAUCUCUACGUCAUACUUUUCUUUUA